Molecule: messenger RNA, 1524 nt
Organism: Exophiala xenobiotica
Lineage: Eukaryota; Fungi; Ascomycota; Eurotiomycetes; Chaetothyriales; Herpotrichiellaceae
Exons: 1
Coding region: 54-1421 (455 amino acids)
Source: RefSeq, a predicted model, not a curated record
GUUGAAUCUCUUUCCUCAUACUAUAGACUAUGCUAUCAUGACCUUCUCCGAACAUGUCCGCCGACCUGUAUGCUGCCUUCAUGGCAGCAGAUGAUGAUCAGUACAAGUCAGGGGGUGUGACCAAAUCAAUCGCCGGGAAUGCCAGUGAAGCCUCUUCUAGCCGCGACCCGAAAGGUCCACAAGGGUCUUCACAGACAUGGGACCCUCCGUCCAGAGUCAGUCCUCAAGCAGAAGCAACGUCUCUUUGGAGAAGAGAUGCCAAUGGAAGUGACGUCCUAUUCGAUGCCGAAGAAUUAGUCAAUGACGACGAGUUUGGCGAUUUUGAGACGGUGAGCACCCCAAGGGCGAACGUGUCCGUGAAUCAUGGCGUUAGCGAGGGCAGCAGCAGCAGCAACACCGACAUUACCAGUUCAAGAGAGCUCGUCCAUGAUCUUCUGGACCCCGACAACGUUGACGUGCCGCCCUCGACUGGGUCCUUAGCCCUCUUCCCUCAUAUCGAAGAAUUGAGGGUUUUCGACGAGAGACGACAACCGGAAUCUACGGCACAAGCCAAAGCAAAUAAACUCGAAUCAGCAUGGGAAGAAGACUGGGAAGACUUGGAACGUAUGCAAUGCCACGAAAGUCUACAACGAGGCCCAAAUGACUCCAGGGAACGUGAUACACAACCGGUUCGGCCUCAAACCACACCCACCGACGAAGACGAAUGGGAAGCCUUCGAGGAUGGUAAGCUCGACCGUCCAGCGCAACAGAUUUCUCCAAAGCCUCCACCUACCACCCUGACCAGGCCUCAACACAAGUCACAGCCAGCGAACGCCGCACCUGCAUUUGAGCGACCGACAAACGUCCCUCCGCCAUCCUCACUGCUUCAAUUGCUUUCUGCGGUCUUCGAGGAAAUCCAACAGCACAAUGCCGCCGACAAGCCAUCAAAGCCAGACUUGGCAGCGAAGGUUCUUGUUGUGUUCCGGACAGCCAGUCGACUUGUAGCUGGACGAUCUCUUCGGUGGAAGCGUGACACUCUCCUGUCUCAGAGCAUGAGAAUAGGCCAAGCGGGAAAGAGCGGAGGCAUGAAAUUGACAUCAAUCAACAAAAGUGAAAAUGCAAAGGAGGAGCGAGACGCUGAAGAAAUGAUUCGCGACUGGAUGACCCACGUUCAUGAGUAUAACAGCAUCAUAGCACAAGCUGGUUUACAGCCUCACCGGAUGAAGAUCUCUUCAUCUCCAAGCUUGAAGACCUUCAAAUAUUCGGGCACGUCUGAAUCGUCGAGACAGUGCGCUUUGUGCGGGCUGAAAAGAACCGAAAGGUUAGUUGAUGUCGAUGUAGACAUGGACGAUAUCUUCGGAGAAUUCUGGACUGAACACUGGGGUCACAAGGAUUGCUAUGACUUUUGGUAUUCGUACAAAGGCUUACUCGGUCAGCGAUGAAGAAUACAGACCGUCUAUACCUACGUAUCCUGGUUCUUUGCAAAAUCAUCAGGUCCUGUGUCAGGUACCCUACCGGUACCUUUCUGCAAUUGAGCCAUCUCCU